Brassica rapa (field mustard) is the source of this 648-nucleotide messenger RNA. RefSeq lists its product as uncharacterized. The record is from RefSeq and is a predicted model, not a curated record. Lineage: Eukaryota; Viridiplantae; Streptophyta; Magnoliopsida; Brassicales; Brassicaceae. Gene Ontology annotation, molecular function: nucleic acid binding; RNA-DNA hybrid ribonuclease activity.
AUGGUGUUUGAAAGAACCAAGAUAGCGCCAUCAGAUAUUCUCAAGAAAGCAGAGGAAGACGCAGCCAUAUGGUUUGAAGUGAACUUUCCAACAGCUGAGUCUACUCCGACCAUGAGGGUAAAAACUAGCACAGGUGCUCUUUGGAUUUCACCUCCCACAGGUGUUCUCAAAUGUAACAUCGGGUCUUCGUGGGUCAAUGGUAGAACAAAUUGCGGACCUGCAUGGAGAUUACGUGAUACGAAAGGAAAGGUCAUUAUGCAUAGCAGACGAUCUCACUCUUCAGUUCACGACCAAAAGGAAGCUGAACUUCUGGCAACUUUAUGGGCAGUAGAUUGUCUAAAGACUACACGCUUUGAGAAGAUCAUAUUUGAAUCCUCCUUUCGUCUAGCGCGGGAACAGCUUCAGUUUUACCGUAGUGUAGAUGAUAAUCACCCCCACAUUGCUCGGGACUUCAUCACAAAGCUGCAACAGAUGCAAGCAUGGAGCCUAGACUAUGUGGUACCAUCAAGAAACGUUAGUGCUAUGAAGAUUGCAGAGAGCGUGACAUCAAACCACAGAUAUCAGUCUUACAUAUCCGAGGAUGGCCUGGCUUGGCUUCAACAUCAACUGGAAAUAGAUGCACAAGGAUCAUCUGUCCCCUCUACCUAA